UAUCUACGUUGACCUGUUGGUGUUGACGAAUUUGCCAGCCUAUCAUAACCAUAACGUAGUCGUGAUUUUCGCUCCUCAGUUCACACAAUCUCAGCACUAUGGCCGUCACCGUGAAACUAAUGGCCCUCACUGUUACCUUUUUCGGUCUCUUGUCUUUCAUCCUCGGAGUCAUAGCCGAAAACAAAAAGCCUGCGGCUGGAACGCCGGUAGCCAGCAAGGAUGGUGUGACGUGCAAGUUUCCGGGUGAUCCAACAGUAGCACUGGGGUAUCUUUCUGUAGCGUUUCUUAUUGCUUCCACAGUGGCUGGAUAUGUCUCUCUGUUUUACCCUUACAAAGGAAAAUCUGUGCCACAAGGAGUUCUGUUUAAAAGCACAAGUUUCGCGGUAUUCUUCAAUAUUGCAUUGUUUUCGACUGGACUAGCUGCAACUUUGCUGUUAUGGCCAACAAUCACUGAACAGCUUCACCUUUCACGCAAUGUGCACCAUGAUCUCAAAUAUACUUGCCCAACUGCUAAAACUGGUCUCCUUGGAGGCGGUGCUUUUUUAUCCCUUGAUUCAUCCCUCUUUUGGUUGAUUGCCCUUAUGUUAGCUGGCAAUGCUCGAGAGGAUUUUUUGGAUGAAGACAAGGAUGAUAAAGUUGAUAUUGAAAUUUCCACAAAUCCUAAUCAUGCAGAUAUGAUCAUAUAGCAGUGAAACUAAAUAGUUGCAUGUGGAGCUAUCUACUAAGUGGUGUUGAAAGAUUUACGUACGUGGGCAAUGACAAUAAGGUUGCAAUAGGAUCUAUAGGAACUUUUAGAAUGCAGUUAAAGAUUGGUUUUUCUAUAGUUUUAUUUGAGAUAUAUGUUGCAUAUUCAUUUAUAAGAAAUUUGAUUUCUAUUUUUAUUUUGGACAAAUUUGGGUUAUUAGGAAACAAUAAAGUUAAUCUCUUUUAUAAAUCAAAUAAUGUUGGUUUUGUUUUUUA
Molecule: messenger RNA, 960 nt
Organism: Cajanus cajan (pigeon pea)
Lineage: Eukaryota; Viridiplantae; Streptophyta; Magnoliopsida; Fabales; Fabaceae
Source: RefSeq, a predicted model, not a curated record